GAUGAGCCAUGGCAAUGGCAGUCUGAUACCGGUGUUUUUCAUAAGUUUUUGAGGUUAACUUAGUGUUUAUCCUCGUCAAGAUGAAUAAAAUAUUGAGUUCAUCAAUUAAAAAAGUGUCAACAAAAAUUAAAUCGAAAGAAUUAAAGCCAUCGGAACUUCACAAAUCAUCCUGCAAGUUAAUCACUUCAACGAAACCUCUCAACGCAUACAUUCACACUACAGAAUGCAUUGGAAAACAACAAUCACAAGCGUCAGACACUCGACAGUAUGAAGAUAAACUAUUGGGAAAUCUCGAUGGAAUUCCCAUAGCAAUAAAGGACAAUUUCUGUGUUGAGGGUGAACCCACGACUUGUGCCUCUCUAAUGCUAGCCAAUUUCGUCCCAGGAUACUCAGCCACAGUUUAUGAACGGUUGAAGUCCAAUGGAGCUGUACUUAUGGGGAAGACAAAUCUCGAUCAGUUUGCAAUGGGUGCAGGAACAGUUGACUCCCAUUUUGGCUUUACGCGCAAUGUGUGGGGCUCAGAAAUCAUGAAAUAUUACACGUCCAAUAGCCUAGCGAGUUCAGACAUUAAGCAAAAUUGUGGGAAGGACGAUUGGUAUAUUGCAGGAGGGAGUAGUGGAGGUUCAGCCAUAGCAGUGGCCACAGGUACAUGUUUUGCCGCCCUGGGUUCAGACACGGGUGGCUCCACUCGCAAUCCAGCCUCCUACUGUGGCUUGACAGGCUUCAAGCCUAGUUAUGGCUUAGUAUCCCGUCAUGGCCUCAUCCCCCUGGUGAACUCCAUGGAUGUCCCUGGGAUUCUCACAAGAAAAGUUGAAGACUGCGUUGAAAUACUCAACUGCAUUGCAGGUCCUGAUGAGAAGGACUCAACAACUAUUGAUCAACCCUUUACCCCCAUAAAUCUGACCCCUCCCAAUCUCCAAGGCCUGCGAAUCGGUAUUCCCAUUGAGUACUCCCCUCCAGAGCUUGAGGAAGAAAUGUCGACCUGCUGGAAAAAAGUGAGUUAUUUAUUAGAGGAAGCAGGAGCCACUGUUGUUCCAGUGUCUCUUCCCCACACAGAGUAUUCAAUCGUCUGUUAUUCAGUCUUAAAUCAGUGCGAGGUUGCCAGCAACAUGGCAAGGUACGAUGGGUUAGAAUACGGUCUUAGACCUAAUGAGAUAUCAUCCACUGAACAAUUGUACGCCAAAGCGCGAAGCAUGGGCUUUAAUGACGUCGUCAGGAGCCGAAUCCUCACGGGGAAUUACUUCUUACUCUCUGAAAAUUAUGACGACUAUUUCGUCAAAGCCAUGAAACUCCGUCGAUUAAUCUCUGAGGAUUUUGACAGAGUUUGGGAGGAGAACGUCGAUGUUUUGUUGACUCCCACGACUUUGAGUGAUGCCCCCAGUUUUAAGGAGUUUACGGGUCAAGACAAUCAAACCCAAUGCUCCAUUCAAGACUUCUGUACGCAACCAGCGAACAUGGCGGGAAUUCCAGCACUUAAUUUACCCAUCACUAUAUCCUCUAGAGGUCUUCCGCUUUCUCUGCAGCUCAUGACUUCUUUUCUGAAUGAUGAGAGGUUAUUCAGGGUUGCCAAGUGGAUUGAGGAUGCUGUCCAAUUCCCGACGCUACAGCUGGCUAAUUCGGAGUUAUUGGAAUAGUCGUGUUCUUUGCCUAUUUGUGGAGUGAAGGGAGGGAGAGGGGGAAAUUAAGUGAAAAUGUAAAUUCGAAAUGGCGCUAUUCGAAGAUCAACACAGUAAUUGGUGCAUUUAUUUUCAACUGAUCUUGUUUGAUUGCUCAUUCACUGAUUGGUUUGUAAAUAAAUGUUUUUGUUAGAGCUGAGAGGCCUCAUUGAUUUAUUCGACAAAGGGAGAUUGAUGCGAAAGUAGAUUCGAGUUUCAGUCGAGAAACAUAGAACUAAGCUUUCCCUAACUCCGGACUGAAUAAAUAAUGGGUGGAAUCCGUCAAAUAGCAAUCAUGAAUUAUUUGCGUUAAUCAUUGUGGUUGCGCUGAUGAAAAUGCGUUUAUUAACUUUUCAUCGUAGUUGUACGAAUUGUAUGGAAUAUAUUCAUUCCCUGUGGCAAAUGGCGCACUCACUCUGAUUAAUUAUUUGCAGAGUGUGAUAGCUGGAUGAUAGCGUUUUGAUGAAUAAUGGCAAUUAAAGUUCAAAA
Messenger RNA from Diachasmimorpha longicaudata, 2144 nucleotides. It is a transcript of the gene GatA, whose product is annotated as Glutamyl-tRNA amidotransferase, subunit A. The record is from RefSeq and is a predicted model, not a curated record. Gene Ontology annotation, cellular component: glutamyl-tRNA(Gln) amidotransferase complex; mitochondrion. Lineage: Eukaryota; Metazoa; Arthropoda; Insecta; Hymenoptera; Braconidae. The transcript is spliced from 2 exons. Bases 81 to 1634 code for a protein of 517 amino acids. Gene Ontology annotation, molecular function: glutaminyl-tRNA synthase (glutamine-hydrolyzing) activity. Gene Ontology annotation, biological process: glutaminyl-tRNAGln biosynthesis via transamidation; mitochondrial translation.